GUGACGUCUUUUUCUGACCGGAACCAAUUCCUUCCCGUUCAGGUUUCCAAGCUUCCUGUGGCUGCUAGCAUGUGUGUGCGCUGAGGUGUGAGUUGACAAAAUGUGGUCUUUCUUCGCCCGGGAUCCCGUCAAAGACUUCGCUUACGACAUUUCAGCGGACAGCCCGGAGAAGUGUGGAAUAUGGUCGCUGCACCGGGGGAAGAGGAAGUCCAAUGGAGAGCCGGUGUCGGUGUUUGUCUACGAGGUGGCGCAGGGAUCAGAGCUGCAGACUCAGCUGGCCAAGGCUGCCUUCAAGCGGAUGAAGACCCUUCGCCACCCUAACAUCCUGGCCUAUGUUGACGGCUUGGAGACUGAGAAGAGUUUGUACCUGGUAACUGAACCGGUGACACCCCUGGCCAUUCACCUGAAAAAUGGUCCUGGGGAACUUGAAGUCUCCUGGGGUCUGCACCAGAUAAUAAAAGCCGUGAGUUUCCUGGUGAACGACUGCCACCUGCUCCACAACAACUUGGGCCUGUGGGCCGUCUUUGUGGAUCGAGCUGGAGAGUGGAAGCUUGGGGCCCUGGACCAUGUCGCCCCAGACCAGGGUGACCCAAGCGGGGCCUCGCUCCCUGCCCCCAAGGCGGUUUACCCAGACAUGGAGAAGUAUGAGCCACCAGAGGCGUCCAAUAGCAGUGGAGAGAAAUGGGCAGGUGAGGUGUGGCGCUUGGGCUGCCUGAUCUGGGAGGUGUUCAACGGGCCACUAAGUCGCACGGCUUCCCUUCGUUCACUCGGGAAGAUCCCCAAGGCCCUCGUCCCUCACUACUGCGAGCUGGUGGGGGCCAACCCUCGCGCUCGGCCCAAUCCAGCCCGCUUCCUCCAGAACUGCCGAAGCCCUGGGGGGUUCCUCAGUAACAGCUUUGUGGAGAGCAACCUCUUCCUGGAGGAGAUCCAGAUUAAAGAAGCGGCUGAAAAGCAGCAGUUCUUCCAGGAUCUGAGCGACGACCUGGACUCCUUCCCAGAGGACUUCUGUAAGCACAAGGUCCUCCCUCAGCUGCUCACCGCCUUUGAAUUUGGGAAUGCUGGCGCUGUAGUCCUCACGCCACUUUUCAAGGUGGGGAAGUUCCUGUCCACUGAAGAAUACCAACAGAAGAUCAUCCCGGUCAUCGUGAAGAUGUUUUCCUCCACAGACCGGGCCAUGAGGAUACGACUGCUGCAGCAGAUGGAGCAAUUCAUUCAGUAUCUUAACGAGGCAGCAGUCAAUUCCCAGAUUUUCCCUCACGUGGUCCACGGCUUUACUGACACCAACCCUGCAAUCAGAGAGCAAACGGUUAAGUCCAUGUUGCUGCUGGCUCCCAAACUGAACGAGAGCAACUUGAACCAGGAGCUGAUGCGCCACUUUGCCAGGCUGCAGGCCAGGGACGAGCAGGGCCCCAUCCGAUGCAACACCACCGUCUGCCUGGGCAAGAUCGCCUCCUACCUCAAUGCCGGGACCCGACAGCGAGUUCUGAUUUCUGCCUUCUCACGAGCAACAAAAGACCCCUUUGCAGCGUCGCGCUCCGCCGGCGUUCUGGGCUUCGCCGCCACACACAACUACUACAGCCUGACGGAGGUUGCCGCCCGCAUUUUGCCUACGCUCUGUGCCAUCACUGUGGACCCUGACAAGAGCGUCAGGGAGCAGGCUUUCAAAGCCAUCAGGAGUUUUCUUUCCAAGCUGGAAACUGUGUCAGAAGAUCCAACAAAGCUGUCUGAGAUAGAAAAAGAUGUCGGCUCUUGUGCUCAGCCUGCUGGAACCUCGUCCGGCUGGACCGGCUGGGCUGUGACCGGCAUGUCCUCGCUGACAUCCAAGUUAAUCCGUAACACACCAGGGACAGAAGGUGACAGCAGUGGGCCUCCCAAUGUCGCCAGCGCCACCCCCGACAGUGCCGAUACAGCUCCUGGUUCCUUGGAGAAAGAUCCACAUGCCUCCAUGCCCCACUCAAGCACAGUGAAGCAGAACCUCAAAGUGGAGGAGGAGGAGGAGGAGCCAGGAGAGCGCUGGGACGACGAGGAGGACUGGGGGAGUUUAGAGCAAACUGAGAAGGAUGAUUGGAACAAGGACUGGUCUGGAAUGACGUCAUCCAAGAAGAAUGCCAGCGAUGGAGGAGCAGGCCGCAUGGCGUCCAGUGUGGCGGUGAAAAAGCAGAGUUCGGACUGGAGCAGCUCAGGCUGGGACGCCGACGACAGCUGGUCCAACGAGAAGGAAGGCCAAGGGCAGAGUUCUGCUGGCGAGGAGGGCUGGGGCAACGACUGGGCCGAGGAGGAGACGGACCUGGCCGCCACAUCUCUGCCUGAGGGGGUCCGCUUAGCCAGCGACUACAACUGGGACAGCAGCAGUGUGAGCAAGGGGGCUAACCACAACGACCUGUUUGCCUCUGUGGCACAGAGAAAUGCCAUGCCUGGAGGUGGCUGGAGUGCAGAGUCAACAGGAGACUGGGUCGCCGAGGAAACCUGGGAGUCGGUGGACGGAAGUCAAGCGGGUCUGAGCAAGGCCGAGCUGUCCAAGAAGAAACGAGAGGAGAGGAGGAAAGAGCUGGAGGCCAAACGGGCCGAGCGCAAAGCCGCCAAAGGUCCUCUCAAACUGGGUGCACGCAAACUGGACUGAGCUUCCGUGUUCCCUGAGAGUAGGAGUGCAGAACUCACAGGGGGGAGCCACAUGGACCACCAAGUCGUCGCCCACAUACAAAGCCCAGUGCUGGUAGCCCGGCCUGAAGAUCUCUAUCAAGUCCCCAGGCUGUGGUUUCACUUCAUGCUGGCACACAUGGAGGAAAUAUUCUUAUUACUACAGUAAUAUCAUAUAAGUCAAUGAUUAUAUCAUAUAAGUCAAUGAUAAUAUCAUAUACUGUAAGUCAAUGAUAAUAUAUAAGUCAAUAAUAAUUGUCAUGUCACGCACCUGUUUUGAGUCACGCACCUGUUGUUAAUCAUGUCUGUGUUAUUUAAGCUUUUCAUUUUCUGUUGUUCGUCCUGGUGUCAUAUCUUUUCUAACCCUGCUAUCCUCUCGUAUCAAGCCAUGUUCACAGUCCCAUAUGCCACAGUAAGUGUUUUUAUUUCGUGUUCACAGUUUCUGCCUUUGUGCAAGUUUUGUUUUCAUUCGCCAAGUUUUUUUUACCUCCGCCAUUGUGCGCGCCUUUUGUUUGCUUCUGUUUUGUAGUUUGUUAGUGUUUAAAAUAAAUCAUGUACCCACCUUCAAGCCAUGUCCGAUCCAAGUUCACUUGCAUCCCGGGAAAACAAUCACUCCAUAGUCCACGUCCUGACAUUAUGACACCAGCUAAUCGCUUUCCCGCAAGGAAUUUGGUCGAGGAAGGAAAUUGGGAGUCGCUAGGAGCGAGACCUGACGUGGGGACCAAAUGGCAAGCUUAUUCCAAUUAGCUCUAUUUGGCCCGAGGACGGCGCUGCGUCACCGCAGUCCCGGAAGCGCCGCUCCAGACCGAGGACGUCAGGGAAGGCGAGAAGACCGCACGCAGCGCUACCGCAGGCUCCUCCCACUCCGGGCGGAAGCAGGCUGCUGCCAGCUCCGCAGCUUCAAAAUGACGUCACAGACCAGGAUUUUUUUUUCAACUCUUUUUCUUUUGAUCGCCCACCUCCAGCAAAAGACUCUAAUCCCAUGACCAUGAUUCAAAACUACCAAAAUAUGAUUUUGAACAUUAGAUCCUGUCAAGACAAGCCACCCAAAUGUCAUGCCCCGCCCCCCAGGACUCAAGUCACGCCCAAGUCACACACAAAAAAAAUUUCUCCCACAAAAUCCCAGGUACAAAAUAGACUUUUUGGACAAUUUAAAGGGGAAGUUUCUGCCCCCCCCCUGACCUCCCUCCACCCAUCCACCCAAAAAAACAGUUCCAGACCGCGGGGAGCGCCUCUGGUAUCCGCUCCUUGGGGGGUGGGGCUAGUGCUGGGAAUUGUUCAGGUGGGUGGCUCAGCAUUACCAGGCCAAGCCACAGCCGCCAGCACGGCCGCCGCCACCGGUCUUUCGGCCUGCAAAGCCGCA
Nerophis lumbriciformis (worm pipefish) is the source of this 4000-nucleotide messenger RNA. RefSeq names its product SCY1-like, kinase-like 1 (gene scyl1). Gene Ontology annotation, biological process: protein phosphorylation. The record is from RefSeq and is a predicted model, not a curated record. Gene Ontology annotation, molecular function: protein kinase activity; ATP binding. NCBI's taxonomy places the organism in Eukaryota, Metazoa, Chordata, Actinopteri, Syngnathiformes, Syngnathidae.